CGAUCCGAUUCCGAUCCUCAUCAUCGCCGCCAGAGCGAGCCAGAGCAAAAUCCGAUAUUUUUCAGAAAAGUCAAAAAUGCCCGAUAUCUUGAAGCUUCUGUAAUAAUUGUGUGUGUAUCGUUCUAUUUGUGCUUCAAUUGAGUUAUCGUAAAAACAAACGAAUCGCGUUCGAGAUAAUCGGAAUCAGCGCUUCCAAAACCCAACUCUCGGUUAUCAAUCGCAAUCGCCCAUAGAGGAAGGGGGUGGCUCUCUGCUGAGCCGCUUUGAGCUAUAAAGAACCAUGACAGAUCAAUGUUUUGAUCGGGCCAAUUCUUUACAGAUCGCUGGUGAUCACAUCCUGAUAUACGAAGCGUACUACAAACAGCUCGAUCCGAAGGAAUCCAAUGAGAUCGGAGCGCUCGAUGCGGCCAAAUUUCUCAAAAAAUCCGGACUGAGUGAUGUGGUGCUCAGCCGCAUAUGGGACCUGUCGGAUCCCAGCGGUCGGGGCUUUCUCACCAAGGAGGGCUUCUUUGUGGCACUGAAACUGAUCGGACUCGCCCAGGAGGGGUCCGAAAUCAACAUCAAAAACAUCUACAACGAGCUGCCGAAACCCCCCAAAGUGGGUGACCUUCCAAAAGUUCCCGCUCAAGUCAAACUGGUGCCGACGGAUAACACCGACUGGUCCAUGAAACCCGAAAAGCGACAACAGUAUGAGCAGCUGUUCGAAUCACUCGGUCCGAUGAAUGGGCUCCUCCCUGGCGCGAAAGUGCGCAACACGUUGAUGAAUUCCAAACUCCCAGUGGAAACGCUAGGCCGAAUCUGGGACCUAGCCGAUCAGGAUCGCGAUGGAAGCCUCGACAAGCACGAAUUUUGCGUCGCCAUGCAUUUGGUGUACGAAGCACUAGACAAACGUGCCAUUCCAGCUACCCUACCGCCACAGCUUCAGCGGCCAGCACAGAACACCAGCAAUGGCGGCAGUUUCGAUGCAUUCGGCAGCGGUGGCGACGGAGGUUUUGUAGCAAACUUCCCCACAGAUAUCGCACCGCCACCAGUAGUUCCGCCACUUCCAGCGGUCACUCGAGCCGUUCCGCCACCGAUUGUCCCACCGGCUCCACUUGUUCCACUCAUUCCAACCGGCGCCGUGGAUCCGUUGGCCACCGCCGGUAAUGCCUGGGUAGUCGGCACGCUGGAACGUUGCCGUUACGAGGAGAUUUUCAACAAAAGCGACAUGGACCGGGACGGGUUGGUGUCCGGGCACGAAAUCAAAGAGGUAUUCAUCCAGUCUGGUCUAGCACAGAACGUCCUGGCGCACAUUUGGGCCCUCUGCGACACCAACCAAAUCGGCAAACUGCGCCUGGAGGAGUUCUGCCUGGCGAUGUGGCUCGUGGAACGGGCCAAAAAGGGAAUUGAUCCACCGCAGGCACUGGCCUCGAACAUGGUUCCGCCUAGUCUGCGCAAGAGCUCGCUCAUCGCUGCACCGGAACCGAAACCGACGUACAACAACCCGGAGCUGGAGAUGAUUUCCAAAGAGAUUGAAGAACUGGCCAAAGAGCGUCGCUUGCUGGAGCAGGAGGUCGCCCAGAAGGAAGCCGACGUUCGAAUAAAGAACGGUGAAAUGCGAAGCUUACAGAGCGAACUGGACACCCUGACUGCCACACUGAAGCAAUUGGAGAACCAAAAGGGCGAAGCACAGAAAAGGCUCGACGAUCUCAAAAAUCAGAAAGUUGAGGUAGAUAGUGCCAUUGAUAGUGCCCGGGAUCAGGUGAACAAAAUUCGCGAGCAGUGCCAGAAGCAGGAGGCCACCCUCAAGGAGCAGGAAGGCGAACUGGAUUCGCGCCGUUCGGAACUGCAGAAGCUAAAAGACGAAGAGCAAGCGCUCGAAAAGGAAUACAACGCCAGUACCAAAGACGUCGACCGGCUAACGUCCCAACUGCAGGACACGCAACUCGAGAUCAGCCAAGUCAAGGCGAUGGUUACUCAAAUCCAGGAGUACCAACGGCAGAUGAACGACGCAUUGGCCAUGUUCCGAAAUGCGAUCGACACUAACGAUCCGGUGCUGGUGUCCGACUACUCCUUGAAGAUUGAACCCGAAUUUAGAGAGGCCAAGCAAGCGCUUGAGGAGAAGGAAGUCGAGAAUGCUAACAAACGGGAUCCCUUCGGGGAUAAUAAGGCAAACGGUUUCGGUGCUAACGAUGGAGAAACAGGGUUCGGCGAUGAUUUCAAAACCAACGGAUUCGCCACGCAAUUUGACACCAGCAAUGGAUUCCAGAGCGGUGGUGGUGGAUUCGAGGACGGAUUUGGCAAUGCAUUCGACAACAAACCCAGUGACCCGUUCGGCACAUCAAUGGGGGGAAGUGGUGCGGCUGAUCCGUUUGCCGAAAGCAAAGGAACCAUGCAGGAUGCUUCCAAGGACGAGUUCGGAUGCGAUCCGUUUGCCGCGCUGCACGCACCCACCUCCGCUAACCAAAUACUCUCGCCCAGUCCUAGCAAAUCGGUAGCACCUCCUCGACCGGAAUCGCCUAGUCCUGCGUUGCCGCCGAAGAAGGCGAAACAGCCUCCGCCGAGGCCAGCCCCACCCCGGCCAUUACAGGGUCCCACACCGACGAAGCCAGCGCCCCCAGCGGCGAUGAUGUCGUCGGACGCAUUCGGCGACAGCAGUGGCGGCGGUUUUGCCAACUUCGCUGACUUCGACAAUAAGAACCUCAAACCUGCCGCCCCAUCGCCAUCCACGGUACUGCAAUCCUCCUCGAUUUCCUCCUCGUCCGUAUUCGGGUCCUCGUCGGUCCUUUCGCCAUCGCCAAUCGCAGGCCGAGGUGCGGCGGCGUCCCCAGUUGCCGGCCGAGGUACCAGAGCAUCCCCGCUGCCAAUUCUACUCGGUGCUUCCAGCAACACCGCCAGGGUAUUAACGGCUUCACCGGCGGCACUCUCCGUAACGCCCACUAACACCGUGACCAGCUCGAAGACUCCUACCAUUGGCGGCGCUCCGACGGCAGUGGACUUUGUCGAAGAUCCGUUCAAGGAUUAUCGCUACGAAGAUCCCUUCAACAUCGAGGAUCCGUUCGCCGACGAUGAUGCGACCAGUUCCGAAGACCCAUUCUCCUCCGAUUCAACAACGCUGAAUAACAACGUCACCAACCUUAACCACAACGCCCCCAGUCCCAAGCAGAUCGCCAAAGCGACCACUAACCAGCUGGACGACCUCUUCGGGGACGCUCAGAACAACAACUUUGGAGCAUUUGGUGCCAGCUUUACCUCGUCGACCAGCACCAAGAAGCCAUCGGCCGCGGAUCCGUUCGAUGCCUUUAACGAUAAUUUUAGUAAAAACACAGGAACCGACAAGCUGGACACCAAGAAAGAUCUUCUCUUCCGGGCAUUUGGAUCGACCGAGGACAGCAGCAGUACGGAUGACGCAUUUUUCGGUGCCGCGGCCAAGGCAAGUCCCUUUGAAGAUGAAUUCGCGCGGAUGGACGAUGGGUUCGCCAAACUGGACAUUUCCAACAACAACAGCAAGUUUGGCACGACGACGCCCAACGAUUUUGCUAACUUCGAUGUGUUUAGCAAUAUUAGCCAGAAUUUCAAGAGUAACAGCAAAACGGACAGUUGGAAGCGAGGAGCCACCAAGAAGAUCAGCGGAUUCGAAGACGAUUUCCCUCUGUCGAAGAAGGACUCCAAACUGCCGGUCAAGUUCUCCGAAGACUACUCGCGGGACGACGAUUUUGGAGCGGAUCUGGAAGCGGUCCUGGAGCGAUCGAAGCUUGAGAAAUGAGUUGGUAUUGAAUUUGUUGAGUUUUCUUUAUUUUUGUUACUUUUGUCCGCGCCUUCUUUAGGCACUCGAAUUAUGCCUAUGGGCGCCCAACCGCGAAGCAAGAAAUAUCCGGAAUUUUACGACUUAACUUUCUGUUUCCUGCUGGAACACGUGUCAUUCCCUAUGUUGAACGUAUGAUUUCACGUGUAUCAAAUGUUUUGUUAAACCUGAAAACGUUUGAAGAGAUUUCGCUUAGUGCUAUGUUGAAAAUCUGAUUCUUUCUUUGGAGAAUAAAGUCUCUUCCCUUCGGUUCACCCAGAACCUCAUUUUACUUAUCUUAGCCUACGAAAAAAUAUUCCAUCACCGCGAGAGCUUUAAUACAUCUUGAACAUAUCAAUACGGGAAGCAAUUUAUAGGCAUUUGGUAAAAAAAAGUCUGAACAGUCGAAUCAUUUUUGGAAGAAAGGAUAAAGCAUCUUACGUGUACAUAUUUUGUAAUAAGUUCGUGUACAGUUUUCGUUCUAUAAAGAGAUUUCAAUGAUGCCUCUUAACCAUCCUUAAUACUUGUAUUACACCAAAUGUGCAAAUAUUUGACUGAACAUGACUCAAUCGCAAAGCUGGUAUCAGGUCUUAGUCAGAAGGACUCUUAGAAAAUUUUAGUCACUGUUUUAAUGUCAGUCCCUACUUCUAAUGGGAAGUCUGAAAAGUGGGACUGUUUCUGUGGUUAUUCGGCCUAACAUUAUUUUCUGAAGAACAGACAUCAUUCGAAAGAAGUUAUAUAAUUUUAUUUAUGCCCCAAAUGUGUAUUAUGUAUUAGCCAAAUGAUUCGCUCCCUUCCAAAAUCUCUUUUUUUACGAAGUCUCUUUGGUUCGGGAGCCGGCCAUUUGGCAGAAGGUCGUUUGACAUAACGUCAUUUGACAUAAUAGGCAUAAGGAAUAGCGGCCAUUUGACAUAAUGGUCAUUUGGCAUAACCAGAAUGAUACCUGUUCUUCAUUAAAAAACUUUUAUGCCAAAUGAACAAAGGGUUUUUUUCUUAUUGUAGUGAAAUCUGGUCAAAAUAAUCUUUCAGAGACUACGUGACUAUUCCAUACUUUUACAAGAUUUUCUUCUAAGUUUCCCCGGGAAAAGGCUUUCCGAAUUAA
Aedes aegypti (yellow fever mosquito) is the source of this 4865-nucleotide messenger RNA. RefSeq names its product epidermal growth factor receptor substrate 15 (gene Eps-15). Gene Ontology annotation, biological process: endosomal transport; endocytosis. The record is from RefSeq and is a predicted model, not a curated record. The coding region runs from base 281 to 3745 and encodes 1154 amino acids. Gene Ontology annotation, cellular component: clathrin coat of coated pit; plasma membrane; cytoplasm. The transcript is spliced from 12 exons. Gene Ontology annotation, molecular function: cadherin binding; calcium ion binding. Lineage: Eukaryota; Metazoa; Arthropoda; Insecta; Diptera; Culicidae.